Molecule: messenger RNA, 480 nt
Organism: Paramecium tetraurelia
Lineage: Eukaryota; Ciliophora; Oligohymenophorea; Peniculida; Parameciidae
Exons: 3
Source: RefSeq, a predicted model, not a curated record
AUGAGUGAAAGUUAGGAGUCAUCAGAAUUUCAAUCAGGAUCCUCUAAACUUGAAUAUAAGAGAAGUAACUAGUUAGGAUUGACUAAUGUUGAAAGUGGGGAUGAAUAAAUAAAAAAGAAAGCAAAAUUAAAUGACGAAAAUGGACAAAUUAAAAUUUCAAGAAAGGUAAGUGAUGAUCUUAUCAAAAUAUUCGAGAGAUUGCCAAACGAUUAAAUCACAAAAUUAUUAGAUGUCAUCAAAGUCAAAAAUUCACCUGAUUUACAUGUUAAGGUGAAUCUUGUUGAUUUGAUGCAGAAGGAUGAAGAUUUUGCUUUGGAUAGUUAAUCUGACUCAUAAAAAGAGAAAAAAAGGAAAAAAAGAGAAUCCAAAGAAAAGGAAUGCAGAUGUUGUAAAUAAGUAGUGAAACGUCAUCAUUGCACACAUACAGAAUGCGAAAAGCCUUGUUAAAUCUUAGAAAAAAUGAAAAAAUGCAAAACUUGA